AUGCUUUGUCCAUCAACAAAGCGAUGCCAAACUGGGUUCACCAGGAAGGGUUAUCGUUGUGUUUGCGCAAAUGGACUACUGGGAGAAAACUGCACCGAAGGUAUGAUUGAUUUUAGAUCACACAUGUACUUACAGGUAUCCGUGCCUGAAAUAACAUAAACAAUUGAACUUCUGGGGUGCAUUAGCGUUAUCAUUGACAAUAAUCAUGCACGUUUCUCUGAGAAGUCGUAAGUUUGGAUGAUCCUUGAAUUUAAAUAAAUGAGAAAUUUUUAAGAUAUAAGGUAUAUUUUUAACGAUUUUUAAUGAAGUCUUAAAUGGCUUUUGUGGUCUUAAAUCGCUGGUAUGGACAUAAAAUUCCUGUAGAAGACCUCUUAUUUCCCCUUGCCUAUAGUGAUCGACUGGUCUAACGUAAAAUGGAACUGACUGCAUAAAAUUCUUCGCUCUAGGACGACGGUUGCUAUCAGAUCUCGAAUAAAAUAGAGGAUAGUCUUGAUCGAUACACUAAUGACACUAUUUACGUUAUUCCCAUGGAAUUCCAGUUAGCUCUAAAGUGGAGUUUUGCUCUGUCGUGUGGUCCCAUAACAAGCAAAAAAUAUAAUGAAGUUGGAACGAAUACAGCGUUGAGCAGCUAAAUUUAUUUCAGCUAAAUUUAUUUAAUCUAAAUUUAAAACCACUGAUGAAUACCAGCUAAGAGAAAAGCUCAACUUGCAAUCCUUAGAACAAAGGAGGUAUUUGUUUGAUGUUUUAUUCCUUUACAAAGCUUUAAAUGGCCAUAUAAACAUUAACUUAUCCAGUUAUGUCCAGUUUUUCAUAGAAUCCGAAUACAUGCUACGAAGAAAAAGAUGACUGUAUACUUAAGAAGAACUAUGGAAGAACUAAUACUUUUAAAUAUAGCUUCUUUAACAGGAUUGUAGACAUGUGGAAUUCCCUGCUAUACUUAGUUCGUCAGGCACCUUGUAUUGAUAUUUCUUAAGAGGAGUGCCAGGGAUAUUCUGAUCAGGCGCCAGUGAAUUUUGCCAAAUAUUAUGUUUUAUUGUAAUCCUAUGUAUUAUCAUAAUUAUAUAUUAUUUAUUUAAUUAUAUUUGGAUUGGUGUUUCUAUCGUAGUGUAAUUAUAUGCUUUCCAUUGUAGUGUAAUUAUAGAUAUUAGAAGGGUGGUCUAUCUUGUAUGGGGUCUCUGACCCUUUUAUAGACAUUCCCUGGCACCAUACUCAUCGAUAGUUUUCCUACAUAUUGUUAUACUUUAAGUUUUCUCUGCCAAACUGCAAUAAAUGGCUUAUUAUCAUUUUGGUGUUCUAGGACCGCCUUUGGGGCAAGUUGUUCCCGACAUAAUUGAAACUGUAGAGGGUAGGAACAUUACUGCAAUGUGUAACGUGACAGGUAAUCCUAAACCAGACAGGACCAUAUGGAAAAGGUCUGAUGGAAUUCUUUCCAGCGCAAGGACCAUGGUUAGUAAAGGAAAUCUCACCAAACUAAAUACCACUACACAAGACAACGGCUUUUACGUUUGUACCGCAGCAAACCCCUGGGGUACGAAAUCACCGUCAGUUAUCCUUCAUGUCUAUUGA
Messenger RNA from Pocillopora meandrina, 1566 nucleotides. The record is from the annotation of a GenBank genome assembly. Lineage: Eukaryota; Metazoa; Cnidaria; Anthozoa; Scleractinia; Pocilloporidae.